AUGGACGAGAUUACAAAGACUCAAAAGCGUUACAGUCGCAAACAUACAAAGGAAGAGCGCAAAGCGGAAAAACGAAGAUACAAAGAAAGACAGAAGCUACUAAAAAAGGCUACUAAACCUGCAAAAAUAAACCAAGGUGUACAGACAGAAGCAGUCCAAACUUCAACUUUCACCGCCAGAGGUCAUCACAUGGUAAACCUGGCCAAGCAAGCCACUAUUAGAAAAAACGACCAAGUUCCUAGCACUGCUCAAUCUAAUAAUAUUUCGUCAAUAACUCGAAUAAACAGAGACGAUCUCACAACACAAAAACAAGAAGACAUCAUCGGAAGUGGAAGCUACGGGACAUGCUAUAAGGCAUACUACCGAGGAAACAUUCCUGUGGUUAUAAAGGAGUUCAAACCAUUAUUGAGCAAAGCUGAAGUGAUUCGUGAAGCUACUGCAAUACUAAAUAUUCAGAAAAUAGAACACCACCCAUGCCUUCCUCUACUACUUGGUAUUAAUCUGAACAAAAGCCCCCCUCUUUUAGUGACUCAAUUUCAUGGGGCUGAAAACGAUACUUCACAUACUCUCUCUAAAGCCAUACGAAGUAAACUACUUAAGUCAAAUGAACAGUGGCUCGACAUUUUAAUACAGCUCGUAAAAGCUGUAGGAUUUAUCCACACCCGCGGAUGGAUUCACAACGAUCUUAAAGAAAAUAACAUUGUUUUGCACAAAAUAACCGAAAUGGAAUGGAGACCAAUCGUGAUUGAUUUUGGCAAGAGUGUUAAGGUAUUGGAAGCUAAAUGUUGCAAGCCUAAAGAGAAGAAUUACUACUGGAUUGCACCAGAAGUCCUAGAGGGACGCAGUCCACCGUUGCAAUUAAGUGACAUUUUUUCGUUAGGCUUUAUUAUUAAAUUCGUUUUUAGGAAACUUUUCACUCAUAAAUUGGCCGACUUCGUAUUCGAAUCAUGCUUGAUAAAAGCUCCUCAUUUACGUAUGACAAGUGCUCAGAAACUAGCUGCAACACUAAUAAGUUACAAAAAGGCAAGCAAGUAACUUAUUUUAAAAACCGACUAUAGACCGACACUAGAGAAAAACGGUUCCGCAUGCGUGCAUUUUAGCACGUUUUCUAAGAAUUUUGAAGAGUUUGAGUGAGAAAAUAAAUGUUUAGUUUUCUCCAAGUAUACUUGUCAGACCAAGUUACGUUAUUGACAAACACAAUAUGAAAGAAUUACCCUUAAAUUUCAAACAUGGACACUAGAUUUUGGCACUUUGUGAAGUCCAAUUUAUCAGGCACGUUUGAAAGUUAAAUUUACUGUUUUGACUAAUUUGCAUACGGAUUCAGAGCAUAUGCUCGUGUAAUCUUCCGAUCAAAUUACAGAAGUUUACAGUGAUUUACAAAAAUGUAUAAACAGCCUAUUUAUAAAUGUCAGU
Actinia tenebrosa (Australian red waratah sea anemone) is the source of this 1413-nucleotide messenger RNA. Its product is annotated as RAF proto-oncogene serine/threonine-protein kinase-like. The record is from RefSeq and is a predicted model, not a curated record. NCBI's taxonomy places the organism in Eukaryota, Metazoa, Cnidaria, Anthozoa, Actiniaria, Actiniidae.